GUGUGAUAUCCAUAGCUGUGCUAGCCAUUAUAAAUCAUUAAAGCUGUUAUGGAGACUGUCCCAACCGCAGCUAUGUUUCAAAAGUCUGCCUGCAGCAAAUUAUGGUACUUUUUGUUUGCUCUUUUGUUCCCAUGUUGUCAAACUUUGCAUGCCAGAGCUCCACCACUGUCACAUUCUCCUUUCAUGUCCAUAUGGAAUGCUCCUACAGAACUUUGCAUGAAAAAAUUCAAAAUCUAUAUAGAUACCAGAGUUUUCCAGAUGGCAGGAAGCACAUUACCAUCUGCCAGGGCUCAGAACAUCUCACUGUUCUAUACUGAUAGACUGGGGUAUUAUCCCUAUAUAAAUCUGACUACAGGACAGAGCUAUAACGGUGGUAUCCCUCAGAUGGUAAAUAUGAAUCAGCAUUUAAAGAAGGCUAAAGAAGACAUUCUGUACUACAUGCCGUACUCCACGCAAAAGGGCUUGGCUGUAAUUGACUGGGAGGACUGGAGACCUACUUGGAUGAGAAACUGGGCUUCAAAAGCUGUCUACAGGAAACAGUCAGUUGAGUUUGCACAACAGAAAGACCUUUCACUCACUGGACAUAAGGCAUCAUCAGUUGCCAAAGCUCAGUUUGAAUUUGCAGCAAAAAACCUCAUGUUGGAUACAUUAAAACAGGGGAAAUCACUGAGGCCGAACUAUUUGUGGGGCUUCUACCUUUUUCCUAACUGCCAUAAUUAUGACUAUAAUCAAAAUCCUCAUAAUUACACAGGACGCUGCCCAGCAAUUGAAGUGUUAAGAAAUGAUCACCUCAGAUGGUUGUGGAAGGAAAGCACAGCAUUUUAUCCAAAUAUUUAUCUGGAAACUGCCCUCAAGUCUUCCUAUAAUGCAGCACUUUUUUCUCGGAGUAGAGUUCAGGAGGCUAUGAGAUUAUCUACACUGCCAAAUGUGCCACAUUCCCAACCUGUAUUUGUAUACACACGUCCUGUAUUCACUGAUCAACCUUUUCACUAUUUAUCUAAGACUGAUUUGAUUAAUACCAUUGGAGAAAGUGCAGCAUUAGGAACCAAUGGAUUUAUAAUGUGGGGUGAUGUCAACUUAACAUUAAGUGUGAAACUCCUGUCAUAAGGAUACAAACAGCCAUGCCACCACCACUACCACCACCAGUCUUCAGGCAACCGCAUAAACAGUGUGCCUCCAGGCAUGAGCAUGGUUGGAU
Molecule: messenger RNA, 1198 nt
Organism: Bombina bombina (fire-bellied toad)
Lineage: Eukaryota; Metazoa; Chordata; Amphibia; Anura; Bombinatoridae
Product: hyaluronidase PH-20-like
Exons: 3
Coding region: 49-1107 (352 amino acids)
Biological process (GO): carbohydrate metabolic process; hyaluronan catabolic process
Cellular component (GO): acrosomal vesicle
Molecular function (GO): hyalurononglucosaminidase activity
Source: RefSeq, a predicted model, not a curated record